AUGAAAAUCAUCCCCAGAUUUGAUGGUGAAUCUCGGUCUAUUUCUGCGAUUGAGGCCCAUGGGCUAAUGGAACGUAUUCGUGGUGAACGGGACAUGGAAGAAAAUAGCGCUUUUCAAAGUACUUUGAAGUAUUUAAGGAGUAUUCCCGUAUCUGGAACGGCAAUCUGGGCUGAAAGAGCGCGUAAAUUACUAGUUGAAGGUGGUUUAACUGAGUAUGAAGCUAGUAUUGUGAUUAAUUUAGGGCCGGAAAGACAUACAGAUGCUAAAUCUUUGAUUCCUUCUUUAGCGCGUAUAGAUAGUUAUGCUUUAGAUAUGCUUUUUAAUGAAGUAGCUGAAAUACCAAAUUAG
This is a messenger RNA of Nematocida homosporus, 348 nucleotides long. Its product is annotated as DNA-directed RNA polymerase II subunit RPB4. Gene Ontology annotation, molecular function: nucleotide binding. Gene Ontology annotation, biological process: DNA-templated transcription initiation. The transcript has a single exon. Gene Ontology annotation, cellular component: RNA polymerase complex. Lineage: Eukaryota; Fungi; Microsporidia. The record is from RefSeq and is a predicted model, not a curated record. The coding region runs from base 1 to 348 and encodes 115 amino acids.